AUGCGCUUCCACUUUGCCGCUCUUCUGGGCGUUGCUCACUUGGUUUUUGCGGCUCCGUUUCACAAUUGUUCGCGCCGUCUUCCGGAUGGAAUGCCGAAUCCAAGCCCCAGUGAGCUAGAGCAGAUCGAGUUGAAUGCGCAUGGAACUCUGCCAAAUACGCCUCCUCCCAAGGGUAUUAGCGCAUUAGGAAUCACCAACCUCAAGCUUAUCGCAUUCAACGAACUGUUUGAAGUUGCAUUUUUCCAUCAACUGAUCACGAACAUCACCGAAGGGGUCAUGGGGUACCGCUUCUCUGAUGAAGACGACUAUAACUUUGUUUUGAAUGGCUUGAAGGUGAUUCUAGCGCAAGAGGAGCUCCAUGUGCUGGAUGCCAACAACGCGCUGGCACAUGUUGGUAUUGAACCAAUCGAGCCGUGUUGCUAUACCUUCCCGGUCCAAGACUUUGAUUCAGCCAUCUUGCUCGCCAGUACCUUCACAGACGUGGUUCUGGGAACUCUGCAGGACGUCGUGGAGAGAUUUGCUAUGGGCGGUGACUUUGGACUCACACGCGCGAUUUCCUCAGUCCUUGGCCAGGAAGGAGAACAGCAGGGCUGGUUCCGUAUCAUGCAGGGCAAGGUCCCCAGUGAACUGCCAUUCUUGACAACCAGUGAUCUCAACUUCGCCUUCACUGCGAUUCAGAGCUUCAUCGUGCCCGGCACUUGUCCUAACAUCGACACCAUUCCUCUAAAAAUCUUCCCACCUCUCAACAUCGAAGGCCCGACGGCAGAGACUGGAAACAUCAAGGUUUCAUUCGGCGAUAGUGACGAGAUUGAUGAGGACAUGUUGUGGAUCGCCUAUAUCAAUCAGCAGAAUCUGCCGCUCGUGGAACCUCUCCAAGUUAUCUGGAGGGCGAACGGCACAAUCACUGCAAAGGCUUUGUUCCCUUAUGACGCAUAUCUGAUGAACGGGUUGACCAUCGCUGCGGUGACCGCAACCAAGGGACCUUUCCCAGAUGCGUACAGUGUGGCGAACGCAACUCUCGCCGGUCCUGCUCUCUUCAUCAUCAACUGA
This is a messenger RNA of Penicillium griseofulvum, 1050 nucleotides long. RefSeq names its product putative sexual development protein (LsdA). The coding region runs from base 1 to 1050 and encodes 349 amino acids. The transcript is spliced from 2 exons. NCBI's taxonomy places the organism in Eukaryota, Fungi, Ascomycota, Eurotiomycetes, Eurotiales, Aspergillaceae. The record is from RefSeq and is a predicted model, not a curated record.